Messenger RNA from Toxoplasma gondii ME49, 1797 nucleotides. RefSeq lists its product as hypothetical. NCBI's taxonomy places the organism in Eukaryota, Apicomplexa, Conoidasida, Eucoccidiorida, Sarcocystidae. The coding region runs from base 723 to 1331 and encodes 202 amino acids. The transcript has 2 exons. The record is from RefSeq and is a predicted model, not a curated record.
AACCCAAAAACAGGAUGCUGACGCUCUGCUCUGGACCGGGUUGACGAGGCUCUACACGCCGUCCGGCAGAACCACGAACUUGAACGACCUUAUUUCAUUCCAGCCACGAAAUUAGAGCUUCCCAGGUUCGCCACAUCCGUGUCAGCUGUAAAUGGACGCACUCGCAGCCAACAGAAUCCCGGGAAAAGAGAGGAAGGUGCUCGGUGUCCAUAUUGCGGGCCAGAGAGAUUUGUGCAGAAGCGUUUUGUUGCGGUAGCUUGCAUGCAACAGUCUGGGGCGCAAUAAAGGGGCUGCCAUCUUGACUUCGAAGUCACUUCUCCGUCUCAGACUGCGGAGAGACCACCAUCCACAGUUGGCAAACUUGUCCGUUAUCGCCACGGGAGCUGCCAGCAUGCUCUAUAGUUUUCUCGGGGUUCAGAUUCGCGGUGGUGUGCUGGACACCGGAAAUCGUGGCCACUGAAAAUACCCUGCGACUCCCGUCCUUUUUUGUGGACUCCUUUUUCAACAAACUACUCAAUUGUCCCAUCAUUGCUGUUUCCCUCUUUCUCUUUACCGACAGUGGCUGCUCCUUCGGUCCUGUCCCGUGUCCGGCUCCCCCUGGAUGUCGCUUUUCUGCACGCAACUCGACGGUCUCCCGAAACGUUUUUCUUUUUCCUGUUACACCGCUGAUAACAGCUCUUUCCCCCCGUUUUCCCGCGCUUCCAUUCCGAAAAGAACACACGAUGUUUCACGGGUUGGCUGCAGUCCGCUGUCUGCGGAGGUGGCCCUGCGAGGCCCUGUGUCGAAACUUUGUUCGCUUUCCCCCUUCCAAUGCUUCCGCGUGCACAGACAACAGACUCCACUCCGUCCACCCGCGCGAGCAAGGUCCUCACGCGUCCCGCCUCCUGCUAACUCCGUGGCUUCCCGGUUCAUGUCGCUCGCUGUGUAGAAACUCGCCAGACAGUUCCGUGGACGUUCUGCAGACACCAAGUGACGGAGUGAAACGUAUCCUGAGAGACCGGGAGGUCUUUCGCACCAGCGAAGGGUCGACAGGCUGCGUAUCCUCCGUUGCUGUUUCUCGUUCUUCCGGCUCAAACACCUCUGAAUGCCGCGGCCACUGUAGCUCGAGUGCACAUGCAGAUGCUAGGCAGAUGAGGAACGGGAAGCAACAAGAGGAUCUCCUUCGCGGCAUUCUACGCAUUUCUGUUUUAAGUGGAACGGUUCUCGGCGGAUACAUCAUGCUCAUAAGGCCCCGGAAAAAGGGCAUGCGUCUCGACAGACGGAGGAGCAAGAAACAGUACAAACAUGGAAGGCACGUAGGAGGGUGGAACUAUCGGUGGCUAGGCUCCUAGAAGAACUCUUGUUCAUGUCUGGGCGCUCGUGUCUGCCUGAAUGUUUUCGCCUGAUGCAUUUCCGGUGGACUCAAUUUGGCUUUCCUGGUCUGCUGCGAUUGUCAGUUGGACUUCUUUAAAGAGCUGCCUGUGCAGCAAACAGACGGCGCCGCGGGGGUGGUGCGUGCAGCCCCGUGUGCGAAGAAAGCCGGCAGAGGGUACGCUCCGAAAUAGUAGUUUUACCUUUUCCGAGCAACCGUGUCCGUGUAUGAAGUGUUUUUCUCUUUCUUACACACGUGGAAGCCUCUCUUCUAGACUCGCAUGUGUAUAUCUGUUCCACCGUACCUGGUUGCUAUACGCAAAGAUACAUGGCAACUUUCUCUUUACCUUCCUAUCUAUGUGACUAGUGGUAAAAUGUACUGUCUGGUACUUUGCGUCAGUCGUCUUUUGUUGGCAUGGUUCGAAAAGCGGUAUUCCUCGACUGCAG